AAUAAUACACUUUCUAAAAUCUUUGAAGAAGGUUAUUGUGGAAUGAUUGUCACCAGGAUUUGGUUAAAGUCCUGUUUAUUUAUAUAAAAAAAGAUGUCCUCUUUACGUGUCUCGAAAAAUCGACCUCAUUCAUGAUAGCCUCUGGUCCAAACAAUCAUCUCUAUAAGUGUGAGAGGACGGUCAAGGUUUCCCCCAUUUGACACUACUCUGAAUAACACAUCAACAUGAAAGUUCUGUUAUUGUGUAUAAUUGGUUUGGCAUUUGCUACUGAAAGAAACGAGCAGAACUACAAAGGUCCAGUCAUUUACACAAAUUUACCCCCUCCUAUUCUCUUCUUUCCUAACUUCCCUGAUGAGCAACAAAAAAUGGUGAGUGAGGAAAAGCGUAUCGAAUACGCUCCGCUCCCUUACGAAGAUCUCCCUCUUCUCGUUUACCAUUCAGAGGAUCAACCUCCCAUUCAUGUGGUGCAGAGAGACAACAGACCGCAGCAGCAGGCCCCUUCAUCAGGGCUACCAGACCUACAAAACCAUCAGUUUAUCAGUAUAGGUCUAUCCACGGUACAACAUUUACCGCCUGAAUCGGUUGAAACACACGACAGCUCGCCUGAUGAUCAACAGACUUCGAAUCAACACUUCCCAGAGCCUCAGUACAAGGAAGCAGCACCACCGCCCAUAGCGAUUAAUCCUUCACAACUAUUGGACAGUAACUCGCCCAUCAAAGCAAAACUGCAUCAGUUGCUGCAGCAGCAUAAUGCUCUGCGUCAUCACGUCGAGCAACUCCAACUUACACCACUCACAAAAGACGGGCCACCAUCCAAAAUGAACAAAGCACAGCAGCCGCAGCAGCAACAGCAGCAAAUAUUAAGGCAUCCGCCACUUGCUAAUCAUCAACAAAUGCAGGAAGCUCCUCCAGCAACAAAGAGGCCUGCUCCUAUGAAUCGACCUUUCCAAGCCUCAAUGGGUGAAAUGACGCAAGAUUUUCCUCAAGGGCAUCACGGCAUAGGACCUCAAAACAUUCCAGAAUUUCAAAGUGAAGGAUAUGCUAAUCAUCAACAAAUGCAGGAAGCUCCUCCAGCAACAAAGAGGCCUGCUCCUGCGAAUCGACCUUUCCAAGCCUCAAUGGCGCAAGGUUUUCAUCAAGGGCAUCACGGCAUAGGACCUCAAAACAUUCAAGAAUUUCAAAGUGAAGGAUAUGCUAAUCAUCAACAAAUGCAAGAAGUUCCUCCAGCAACAAAGAGGCCUGCUCCUACGAAUCGACCUUUCCAAGCCUCAAUGGGGGAAAUGGCGCAAGGUUUUCAUCAAGGGCAUCACGGCAUAGGACCUCAAAACAUUCCAGAAUUUCAAAGUGAAGGAAGUCCUAGAGCCGAACAGAUGAAAAGGCCUGUCACUAGGCAUCGAAAAGUAAAUUCUGGAGAGCGGAGAAAAUCCCAAGGAGAUUCGAAAAAUGAUGCGAUGAAGGAAUCAGGACGCGUUAGGGAGCAAACUUUAAAGCAAACAAGAGGCCGAACUGCCCCUUCGAAUCUUAAUUCAAAGGAACAGUAUCAACAAAUAAUUAUUCACGUCCCUCACAGUGUUGUUGGAAAACCCCGAAUUGCUAUCCUCCGGGACAAUACUAAGCCACAUCUGAGAAAUAAUAACAAGAAUAGUGGCCCAUUCCGAGUACCCCCUCCAGAAAAUAGACCAAACAAUCAUCCUUCCAAACAUCUUCCUGAUCCUAGAGUGUUCAAACAAUUUCAUGUUCAGAAUGAACAAAAGCCUCCUUCCAGUGACAGGAGAGGGUCGUCACCUCCCCAUUACCACCCACACAUCAACAUUUCUUCACCCAGAAGACGUUCAUCUACUGGUCACUCAGAAUACGCUGAGGCCAUUGAUAAUCACAAGCGGCUUCUGGACAAAAUUUCAGGACAUGCCUUGAGAACUUUUGUAAAUAAUUUAGAAAAAGCUAGAGCAGAGACUGGUUCCCGGAAUUCUGAAGUUCGGAAGUUUAAACAGGGGAAUUCAGAUGGAAGAAAAUUCAUUUCGCAGGCAGAUAUUUCUGUGAAAAGGGCGCGUAUUUUUAUAAACUUGAAUUCAAAGAAGAAGCCACCUAUUAUCGUAUACAAAGGUCGUAAGCCACCCAUAGAAAUCUAUGGAAACAAACAAGACUUAAGGAUCGGUGCCCAUUAAAUGUUCUUAACUGCGAUUCAAUUUAACUGUUGUCAAUAGAACAUUCUGGAAAGGCUUUCCAACAAACUAGAAUAAUUAUCGAUUGUUGUUUACCCAUUUUCGGCCACAGUUGCGUAAACGUACCAUUUCAAUAAAAAUAAAAAUAAAAACAUUCUGAAGAUAUCUAGAAAAUAUUAAUAAUUUAAAUGAAGUAAUAACUUUCUGUUCAGAAAUUUUUUAACUCCGCUAGUUUCUUAACUUGAAACGGUGAUAGACAAAUUCAAAUUUUUGAAAAUGUACAAUUAUUCCAUUUGGUUUUAUGAUGGGCUAAAGUAGCAAAUACUGUAAAUGAGAUAAAAGAAAUUUCAUUUAGUGUUCAACUAAAUGUUUUGUCCAUUGACUAAUGGUACAUAUACGCUCCAUUUUAUUUCUUGAACAAAAUACAUUUCAUGCACAAAACUUUUGUGUCUGAAUGAAUGCAAUUUAAGCACUUUUCAAAGAAAAUACCGCAUUUGAUAAAAUGUCUGUGUUGGUUCAAAAAUGGGUUACAGCAAUGUGUGAAGAAACUACAGUUGUCAGAGUUGUCGUUGAAAUAAUGGAGAAACAAUCAACUGUUAUUCAUGUGAUUAAAACAAGGAAUCAACAAACUACAGUUGCCGUUAAAACAAUCAGUUCAACAAAUUACAGUUUAUGGAGUUGUGGUUAAAACAGUUGGUUCAGAGAAUUACAGUUAUUGAGUACCAUUCAAUGAAAGGAUCAAGAAACUACAGUCAUCAAUUGAUACAAUGAAUCAACAAGCAACAGUUGUCAGUUUUAAUUAAAACAAUGAAUUAACAAACUACAAUCGUCAGUUAUUCUUAGAACAAUGAAUCAACAAACUACAGUUACCUGUUACCAUAAAACAAAUAUGAAUACAGUUAUCCGAGUUGUUAUCAAAACGAGGGUUGUCCAACUUUUUUCCUAGUCUCACCUUAAAGUACGUUGUUGACUUUAAACUGUUUUAAUAAAAGGAUGGCAUUGCUGUAA
Parasteatoda tepidariorum (common house spider) is the source of this 3170-nucleotide messenger RNA. RefSeq lists its product as uncharacterized. NCBI's taxonomy places the organism in Eukaryota, Metazoa, Arthropoda, Arachnida, Araneae, Theridiidae. The record is from RefSeq and is a predicted model, not a curated record.